Patiria miniata (bat star) is the source of this 1026-nucleotide messenger RNA. Its product is annotated as alpha-1A adrenergic receptor-like. Gene Ontology annotation, biological process: G protein-coupled receptor signaling pathway. Gene Ontology annotation, cellular component: membrane. The transcript has a single exon. The record is from RefSeq and is a predicted model, not a curated record. Gene Ontology annotation, molecular function: G protein-coupled receptor activity. The coding region runs from base 1 to 1026 and encodes 341 amino acids. NCBI's taxonomy places the organism in Eukaryota, Metazoa, Echinodermata, Asteroidea, Valvatida, Asterinidae.
AUGACUUUCAACAGCACCGUGGACGGGCUGGACUACAAGUCACCCCCUCCAUGGUUUGACGUUCUCCGCAUCUCCUCACUGUCCAUCGUUGUCUUCUUCAUCGUGAGCGGGAACAUCUUCUGUUUUUUCGUCAUCCAAAGUUCCCGUCAGAUGCGUAAGGUGAGCCGCAUUUUCAUCGUGUCCCUGAUCGUUGCGGACCUGUGCGCAGGGUUGUUCUCAAGCGGGUCCCUCCUGGCAACGGUAGCCGUAGGACAUUUGGUCCCUGUCGACAUUGCAGAGGGGCUCUGUAAGGCCUAUUUUAUGGGAGGGAUUCUCUUCAACGGUGGGUCCUUUAUAUCACUCCUGACUCUGAUAUGUGACUGCUACAUUGCCCUGGAGAAGCCUCUUCGGUACCCGUCUCUGCUGACCGCGCGUCGGGCGUAUAACAUCGUCUGGUCCUUCUGGAUACUGAUGGUCAGUGUUACAGUCGCCUAUGGUGUGUACUUCGGAACCCUGCCGCACCACCGAUCGGAAUGGCAUUGGUGCCUUGCGGGAAUCAGUCCAUCCAAAAUAGAACCUUACAUCUUGCUGUUGUUACUUUAUGCAAGUGGGACGGUGGUGUUGCCCUUGGCAGUGACAUUUGUGCUGUACGGAAGGAUCCGUCUGAUUGUACACCGUCACAAGGCACGCCUGGCACGCAUCACUCCGCCUGGCCACCCAUCCCAACAGCGCUCCAACGAAACUAAGUCACUGACUACUUUCCUGAUGGUCAACUGUGGGGCUGCAUUGACUUCCCUGCCCCUGAGUGUGCUCCUAGUCUACUCCUACUGGACUCGUGAAUUCUCCUUGUAUGGCAUCAGCGCCGCCAUGAUUGUCAGGUCCUGCAGCAACCUUCUGAACGUGCUCGUCCACACCAGACGCAACGGGGAGUUCCGGUCAACGGUAGCCCGUGUUUGUGGUCGUAACAGCAGGAAUGCUCGUAAUAAUACAGGUACAGCAAGUGUAGCCAACACACGACUGAGUUGCAUAGCUCCUACCAUAGGUUAG